This is a messenger RNA of Stereum hirsutum FP-91666 SS1, 1732 nucleotides long. RefSeq lists its product as uncharacterized. The transcript is spliced from 5 exons. NCBI's taxonomy places the organism in Eukaryota, Fungi, Basidiomycota, Agaricomycetes, Russulales, Stereaceae. Gene Ontology annotation, cellular component: dynactin complex. The record is from RefSeq and is a predicted model, not a curated record. Bases 1 to 1686 code for a protein of 561 amino acids.
AUGUCCCCAAGCGUUCAGUAUCACUGUCCUUGCCUUUCUUCCAACCCCGUUCCUCCACCUCCCCAACUGGCUUCCUCGUCACACGCCUUCCAUGCCCUGCACGAACUUUACUUCUGCGAAGAAUGUGAUGCAGUUCGUUGUAAUCGAUGUGUGUCUGUGGAGGUCAGUGGAUACUAUUGCCCCAAUUGCCUCUUCGAAGUGCCAAGUGCCAGCGUCCGUGCAGAGAAGAACAGAUGCGCCCGAAACUGUUUUCUCUGUCCAAACUGUCGAAAUACACUCUCGGUCGUACCCUCUGACCCACCAGACGCAGACGACGGGAUGACGGCCAUCAGCGCUGUGGGCGAACCUCCGUUCUUUCUGUACUGCAACCAUUGUCGAUGGGAUUCUGCCGAAGUCGACAUCACAUUCGAGAAGCCCACCGGCCUUGCAGCCCAAUUACAGAAGUACGAAGACUCCGCCCCGGAAUUCCUCGAAUUCGAACGGCUGAAGGAACACUUUGAGCCCUUCCUACGUGCAUCCUCUUCCUCUAACCCCGCCCUCACCUCAUCGACACCACACUCACACCAUACCCAUGUGAACCCCAUCACUGCAGCCGCAUCUCAUGCCCUCGCUCGCGACGUCCCCGGCGUCUCAAAAUACACACCCAGCCCUCGAAGUCGGCCCGCGAAGGAUAAAGGGCCGAAGGACGAGAUUUCUGAAUACAGGAGUCGAGUCGAGGUCGGCGGUGGUGCGAGUGGAACGGGUGGCGAGGUUGACGUUGAGUUCAUGGAACAUAUUGAGACAGAGAACGAAGUGGCAGCUCUGGAGCAACGAUGGGCGAACAGUUGGGCGACGUCUCUACGGACCAACGACUUGAGACCUCUACGCAUACCUCUGCAUUCCAAGAAGUCCAAGCGGUGUCCAACAUGCCGGCACAUUUUGAUCAAGCCAGAGCAGAAGGCUCAGUCAGUACGGUACAAGAUCAAGCUCGUAGCAGCAAACUACCUCCCUGCAAUAAGCGUCGCACUUCCACAGCCGAAGGACGUGGCUUCUCGUCGCGCCGCAUCAUCCGCUCGAAAGGAGGCAACGGAUGAUAGCGCGCAUACAGGAGAAAUGCAACCGAGUGCUACAUAUCCCUUCCAGCUCGCAUUGACUAAUCCUCUCUACGACCCAAUCCAAGUCCGUCUUUCCGUUCAACGCCAGGCCGUCAACACAUCAUCUUCGUCCUCCGCAGACUCCGAAGCGAAGGAAAAGGCCCGCCGCCCACCAUUUGCCAUCACACUUCCGUCGUCGACAUUUCCCAUAGCAGCCUUCGCCGAAGCCUGGGAGUAUGAAGAUGAUGAAGAUAUGUUUGGGGUGGAUGAAGAUGAAUUCGAUCUAGACGCACGUAGUCCUGGUGGGGCUCUUGGACGGCCUCAAGAAGGGAGAACCAAGAGUAAGACGGUGGGCGUGCUUGAGAAGAGGGCAAACGUCACGAUUGUGGGUGGAGAGGUCAUGAUUGGCAAGGAGGCGAAGGGCGAGGUUAAGUUCAACAUGAUGGUAUCCUACACUUACCGCUCAGACGAUCCUGCGCCUGAAGACGACCCAAGGGGCACUUCAUCAUCCAGGACAAAGGGUCCUGAGAUGAAAACGUUUUCGUUCUAUACGGUCGUUCAAUUGGGUACCAUUGUCGCAAAGGAAGAGAAGUCGGCAGAGAUGGACUUCUAGAUGUAUUUCAUAGACUUAUACCCAAACAUUAUCUUGAUGUACGCUG